GAUUUAUUCGUGGUCAGCUGGGUAGAAGCGAACUUGUUUGACAACACGGGGACUUUUCUUUUUGCUUCUAUUUUCCUCAAAAAAUCCGUGUUUGAGACAAGGAAAGUUCUCAUUACUGAGUAUAGGUAUUUAACAAACUUGCAUAGUGUAAGAAAAAUCUCUUGGGAAAGUGUUUUUGUAAGAAUAAUUUAUCAAAAGUGUGACAUUGUAUUGCAUUGAGGUUAGAAUUUGCGCGGUUGCCAAAAAUGGUUCCAAUGGGGGGUCCCUUGGGCUCCUCUGGGGCUCACAAUCCACAUUCCGUACAUGGGGUACCACCACCAAUACAGAGCACCCCAUCCGGUCCCAAUACACUCUCAACGAACAGCCAAUCCAACAAAGCAUCUUCCGCAUCAGUUAAACCAAACUACACACUCAAAUUCACACUAGCUGGGCACACAAAGGCUGUCUCUGCAGUAAAAUUCAGUCCAAAUGGCGAAUGGCUUGCCAGCUCCUCCGCAGAUAAACUUAUAAAAAUCUGGGGUGCUUACGAUGGCAAAUUUGAGAAGACGAUUGCUGGACACAAGUUGGGAAUCAGCGAUGUGGCAUGGUCAAGUGACAGUCGACUCCUGGUGAGCGCUAGCGACGACAAAACGCUCAAAAUUUGGGAACUUAGCUCCGGAAAGUGUCUCAAGACCCUCAAGGGACACACAAACUACGUCUUCUGCUGCAACUUUAAUCCCCAGAGCAAUCUCAUUGUUUCCGGAAGCUUUGAUGAAUCCGUGAGGAUUUGGGAUGUACGUACCGGGAAGUGCCUGAAAACUCUUCCUGCGCAUUCCGAUCCCGUUUCUGCGGUCCAUUUCAAUCGCGAUGGUUCGCUUAUUGUAUCAUCUAGCUACGAUGGGCUGUGCCGUAUUUGGGACACUGCAAGUGGUCAAUGCUUGAAGACCCUCAUCGAUGAUGACAAUCCACCUGUGUCCUUUGUCAAAUUCUCCCCCAAUGGAAAGUACAUUCUGGCCGCGACUCUUGACAACACACUCAAACUCUGGGAUUAUUCAAAAGGCAAGUGCCUCAAGACCUAUACGGGGCACAAGAAUGAGAAAUACUGCGUCUUUGCAAAUUUUUCCGUAACUGGAGGAAAGUGGAUUGUGUCUGGAAGUGAAGACAACAUGGUUUACAUAUGGAAUUUGCAGAGCAAGGAGGUUGUGCAACGUCUCCAAGGACAUACAGACACAGUUCUGUGCACCGCUUGCCAUCCCACGGAAAAUAUUAUUGCUUCCGCGGCCCUUGAGAACGACAAAACCAUCAAACUAUGGAAGAGCGAUACCUAAAUUUCUAACCGAUUAACUUGUAAUCCCUCCUUUUCUUUCCUCAAUAAAGUGUCUACAUCCUCUUAACUUACUUAGUAGGAAUGUAGACGAAUUGCUUUUGACAAACAUUAAAUCACUAUAUUCUUUGAAAUUACAAAAAAAUGAAUUUAUAGCGUUCACAAGAUUUUUAAUGGAAUAAAGAUUUUGCAGAAUUUUCGUAAUUCUGUUGCAUUUCCGACAUUC
Molecule: messenger RNA, 1529 nt
Organism: Lutzomyia longipalpis
Lineage: Eukaryota; Metazoa; Arthropoda; Insecta; Diptera; Psychodidae
Gene: wds
Product: WD repeat-containing protein 5
Exons: 4
Coding region: 246-1307 (353 amino acids)
Cellular component (GO): Set1C/COMPASS complex
Molecular function (GO): histone binding
Source: RefSeq, a predicted model, not a curated record